AGGAAAUGUCAUUCAACUAUUCCUUUUGACAUCGUUCAUAAAUCUUUAAUUUAUAAUUUUGAUAUCAGAAACAGUUUUUUUUAGUAUAACGUAGAUUGUUAUGAUUGUGGAAACAGAAUCUCCAUCAUGGCUCUGAAGAAAGUUAAAGGAAAUUUUGAAAGAAUGUUUGACAAAAAUUUGACUGAUUUAGUACGCGGAAUCAGAAAUAACAAAGAUAAUGAGGCAAAAUAUAUAGCUCAGUGUAUGGAAGAAAUAAAAGUAGAACUAAGACAAGAUAAUAUCAGUGUGAAAGCUAAUGCCGUCGCUAAACUGACAUACCUUCAAAUGCUAGGCUAUGAUAUCUCAUGGGCAAUUUUCAAUAUAAUUGAAGUUAUGAGUUCGAAUAAAUUUACUUUUAAACGGAUAGGGUAUUUAGCAGCAAGUCAAUCAUUCCAUGCAGACUCCGAAUUACUUAUGCUCACAACAAAUAUGAUCAGAAAGGAUUUAAAUGCUCAAAACCAGUAUGAAGCAGGUCUAGCACUUAGUGGUCUAAGUUGUUUUAUUUCACAUGACCUGGCAAGGGAUUUGGCUAAUGAUAUAAUGACAUUGAUGAGUUCAACAAAACCUUACUUGAGAAUGAAAGCUGUGCUCAUGAUGUAUAAAGUAUUUUUAAGGUAUCCGGAGGCUCUGAGGCCUGCAUUUCCUAAAUUAAAAGAAAAAUUAGAGGAUCCUGAUCCUGGUGUCCAAUCUGCAGCGGUAAAUGUUGUUUGUGAAUUAGCAAGAAAAAACCCGAAAAAUUAUUUAUCUCUUGCACCAGUGUUUUUCAAACUAAUGACAACUUCAACAAAUAAUUGGAUGCUGAUCAAGAUUAUUAAACUGUUUGGUGCCUUAACCCCAUUAGAGCCUCGACUUGGCAAGAAACUGAUAGAACCAUUAACUAAUUUAAUACAUAGUACAUCAGCGAUGUCCCUGCUGUACGAGUGCAUCAAUACGGUGAUAGCGGUGCUGAUCAGCAUCAGCAGCGGCAUGCCGGGCCACGCCGCCUCCGUGCAGCUCUGCGUGCAGAAGCUCAGAGUGCUCAUAGAGGAUAGCGACCAGAAUUUGAAAUAUCUAGGAUUGCUGGCCAUGUCUAGAAUACUCAAGUCGCACCCCAAGUCGGUGCAGACUCACAAGGACUUAGUGUUAACGUGUUUAGAUGAUAAGGAUGAGUCAAUUAGGUUGAGAGCUUUAGGCCUUCUAUAUGGUAUGGUAUCCAAGAAGAAUUUAAUGGAGAUAGUGAAGAAGCUGAUGGUGCACAUGGAGGGCGCGGAGGGCACGCUGUACCGCGACGAGCUGCUGACGCGCAUGAUCGAGAUCUGCUCCCAGAACAACUACCAGCACGUCGUGGACUUCGAGUGGUACGUCACCGUGCUCUCCGACCUCGGCGAGAUGGAGACCUCUGCCAAGCACGGCUGCAUCCUGGCGCAGCAGUUGGCGGAGGUGGGCGCGCGCGUGGCGGGCGUGCGCGCGUUCGCGGCGCGCGAGUGCGCGGCGCUGUGUGCGCGCGCCGCCGCCGCGCCGCCCGGCCCCGCCUCGCGCGAGCUGCUCUACGCCGCCGCCUACGUGCUCGCCGAGUACUGCACAGAAGAGAGCGUGAUGCGCGACUCCAUAUCCCCGCUGAUGGGGUGCGCGGGCGUGGGCGGGGCGCAGAUGCGCGCGCGCGCAGUCUGCGUGCACGCCGCGCUCAAGCUGUGCGCGCGUCUGCUGCUCGUCUACGAGCAGCGCAACGACCUCGCCGCCGCGCAAUCGGUGGUACUCGAGACCCUGUCCGGUCUGAAGCCGCUGCUGUGCAGCGAGGACAUGGAGGUGCAGGAGCGCGCGCACAACGCCGCCGCCGUGCUGGCGCUGCUGCUGGCGCGCCUCCACCCAAACCACCCAGACCUCCACCUCCACCUCCACCUCCAGCCCGCUCCGCCCGCGCCUCCCGCCGCCGACACCGCGCAACACGUCGCCACGCUAGUCGAACAUGAACAGAGUAACGGUAUAGAGCCGGAACAGCUUACAAAUGGAGAAGAGCCCUCCCCCGGCUUCAGCGGAGGGAUGAUAGAGGAACUUGCCAGCCUUUUUGAAGGCGAACUCAAACCUGUCGCCCCCAAGGCGCAGAAGAAAGUGCCCAUGCCCGCUGAUCUGCAGUUGGAGAAGUGGUUGUCCCGCGAUCGCUGGUCCUCGGAGAGCUCCAGCUCGGAAGAGGAGUGCGAGAGCGGGGCGGGGGCGGGCGCGGGAGGCGCGAUGUUCACUGCGCCCGCACAAGAACCGCGCCCUCUCUCACAUCUCACGCCGGAGGAACUGCAUAUGCUGCGCGAGGCGCGGCGCCAGGAGCAGGCCAACAACCCACACUACCUGAAGGACGACUCGCCGCGCUCCUAUCAAGAUGACUCCGCGCUGCCCGCCGCCGCGCUGCCCGCCGUGCCCGUCGCAGAGCUCGCGCUGGAGGUGCCGCUGCACAUACACUCUAAGAGAUCUGAUAAGUACUUAAAGGAAAGCACCAAAAAAACAAAGAAAGAGAAAAGGCCGACGAAAAAGAGGAAAACUAAGCAAGCAGACACACAUUCCACAGAUUCCGACAGCGACGAGGAUGUGGAGCGCACGGCGCGGCCCGCGGUGGCGGAGGGCGGGGAGCUGCCCGAGGGCGCCGCGCCCAGCGACGACGAGCCCGCGCGCGACGACCCGCACCGCGCGCUAGACCUCGACCUCGACCUGCCAUUACGCGAAGAAGAAUUACUCGUAACUAGAAUACAGCAGUAUCCAUCACCGGACGGCGUUCACCUCGACAAGAAGAGAACUUCAAAGAAAAAUAAAACAAGCACUAAAAACUCAUCUGAUAAAGUCUCCAAUAAGAAGAAGGAAAAGAAAACGAAGCGUAAUAAAGACUUAGAUUUAAUGUUACCUGAAGUUGAUAAGAAUGUUCCAGAAGUAACGUUGAUAGAGGAGUUGGAUCGCGGCGACACACACACCAGUAAGACUGACAAACACAAGAAAACUAAGAAACACACAGACAAGGAGAGAAAAUCUAAGAAAACUAAAUCUUCGAAAAAAGAGCAAGAUGAGAGCAAGCGUGGCUACGAGGAGGCGGUGGGCAUCUCUACGCCCAGCAAGGAAGCCGCGUAGCGCAGCCCUCCCACACUUUCACACGAGGGCAGUCCAGUGACACAAAGCAGUGCAGUACUACUAGUAUUGGAAUUUAACAAUCAACCAUAGUACUACUACACUACACUACUGCAAAUCUCGUGUGUGUUAACGGUCGAAACACAUGUGUAAAACAAUAUUGUGAGAUAGCAAUAUUGUUGUUAUACAGGUUUCACAACAGUGGAAACUCGCCGUUUAUUUGAACAAGUUAUGUUUCGUUAUAGUAUCAUAUAUAGACAUUGCUUUCAUUCCUCUCUCUAAGUGAAAACGUGUCCAUUUAAAUGUUACAUUUAAAUAUUUCUCUAUCAGUGUAGAGUAAAUUAUAUUAUGUAUAAUCAUGUACAGUUUUAUUAAGAUUGAGAUUUA
This is a messenger RNA of Papilio polytes (common Mormon), 3510 nucleotides long. RefSeq names its product AP-3 complex subunit delta (gene garnet). Gene Ontology annotation, cellular component: endosome membrane; membrane coat; terminal bouton. Gene Ontology annotation, biological process: protein targeting to vacuole; Golgi to vacuole transport; synaptic vesicle budding from endosome. Lineage: Eukaryota; Metazoa; Arthropoda; Insecta; Lepidoptera; Papilionidae. The record is from RefSeq and is a predicted model, not a curated record. The transcript has 19 exons. The coding region runs from base 127 to 3126 and encodes 999 amino acids.